Messenger RNA from Phyllostomus hastatus (greater spear-nosed bat), 3325 nucleotides. RefSeq names its product protein kinase AMP-activated non-catalytic subunit gamma 2 (gene PRKAG2). Lineage: Eukaryota; Metazoa; Chordata; Mammalia; Chiroptera; Phyllostomidae. The record is from RefSeq and is a predicted model, not a curated record. The coding region runs from base 508 to 2199 and encodes 563 amino acids. The transcript has 16 exons.
CAUCCGCACGCCAACUGUCCCACUCUCGCCGGAGUCUCCACCUGGGCACGAGCCGAGGGGGCUCGUUUCCCAGAUCCCCGCGUUCCACUGCACCUGCCUUGCACGUUACCUCUGGGGAUCUGUGGGAGGAGCCGAGUGGGAGGAAAAUGUUGCUGCGCUUUGCAAAAGGAAGAAAACUUUGCCACCCAGCCGGAGACCUCUGCCACGCGUAACCAGGAGAGAGACCAGCACCGGGACAGCCUGUGGCUUUGAUUUGGCAUCUGAUGAGCCCGUAGGAGGAAGAGGAAACGAGCUCGGCUCACGCCGACCGCCAUCCCUCCCGUGCGGCGGGCGGCGGCCCGAGGUACCUGCUCCACCCUCCCUCCCCGCUCAGGUCCCCACGCGGUGUCUCCGGGGGAAGGACAGCGGUGACGAGCUCGCCGCCCCGGGCGGAGGGCAGGGGCCGGGCUAGGAAGCAGGACCAUAUUCCAGGACCGAGCCACUCGGAAUCAACUUCUGGUUCAAGUUAUGGGAAGCGCGGCCAUGGACACCAAGAAGAAGAAGGACGUUUCCAGCCCGGGCAAGAAAAACCCCAGCCAGAAGAGGCGGUCGCUGCGAGUGCACAUUCCGGACCUGAGCGCCUUCGCCAUGCCACUCCUGGAUGGGGACCUGGAGAGCUCAGAAAAGCUCUCUUCUCGCAAGGCGGACAGCCCCUUCGGCUCGGUCAGCCCCUCCAAGGGCUUCUUCUGCAGGGGCACCCAGCACCGGCCCUCCAGCCCCGUGUCGGCUCCCGUGCGGCCCAAGACCAGCCCUGGCUCCCCCAAAACCGUGUUCCCGUUCUCCUACCAGGAGUCGCCGCCGCGCUCCCCCCGCCGCAUGAGCUUCAGCGGCAUCUUCCGCUCCUCGUCCAAGGACUCCUCCCCCACCUCCAGCUCGUCUACCUCGCCGGGGGGCAUCCGGUUCUUCUCCCGCUCCAGAAAAACCUCCGGCCUCUCGUCCUCGCCCUCGACGCCCACCCAAGUGACCAAGCAGCACUCGUUCCCGCUCGAGUCCUACAAGCAGGAGCCCGAGCGCCUGGAGAACCGCACCUAUGCCUCCUGCUCCCCUCCGGACUCGGGCCAGCGCUUCUGCCCGUCCUCCUUCCAGAGCGCGGCCCGGCCCCCCGCGGCCUCGCCCGCGCACCACGCUCCCUCCAGAACCGCGGCGCUGGCGGCGGCCCCCCGACCCGCGGAAGCCGGCAUGCUGGAGAAAUUCGAGUUGGAAGAAGCAGAAGACUCAGAAAGUGGCGUUUACAUGCGGUUCAUGAGGUCACACAAGUGUUACGACAUCGUUCCCACCAGUUCCAAGCUCGUGGUCUUCGACACCACGUUGCAGGUUAAAAAGGCCUUCUUCGCCUUAGUAGCCAAUGGCGUUCGAGCAGCGCCGCUGUGGGAGAGUAAAAAACAAAGUUUUGUAGGAAUGCUAACGAUUACAGAUUUCAUAAAUAUACUACAUAGAUACUAUAAAUCACCCAUGGUACAGAUUUAUGAAUUAGAGGAACACAAGAUUGAAACGUGGAGGGAGCUCUAUUUACAAGAAACAUUUAAGCCUUUAGUGAAUAUAUCUCCAGAUGCAAGCCUCUUCGACGCCGUAUGCUCGCUGAUCAAAAAUAAAAUCCACAGACUGCCCGUUAUUGACCCCAUCAGUGGGAAUGCACUUUAUAUCCUUACCCACAAAAGAAUCCUCAAGUUCCUCCAGCUCUUUAUGUCCGACAUGCCAAAGCCGGCCUUCAUGAAGCAGAACCUGGACGCGCUGGGCAUCGGCACCUACCACAACAUCGCCUUCAUCCACCCGGACACGCCCAUCAUCAAGGCCCUGAGCGUGUUCGUGGAGCGGCGGGUGUCCGCCCUGCCCGUCGUGGACGAGUCAGGAAAAGUUGUGGAUAUUUAUUCCAAAUUUGAUGUAAUUAACCUUGCUGCUGAAAAAACAUACAACAACCUAGACAUCACGGUGACCCAGGCGCUUCAGCACCGUUCCCAGUAUUUCGAGGGCGUUGUCAAGUGCAAUAAGCUGGAGAUACUGGAGACCAUCGUGGACAGAAUAGUGCGAGCCGAGGUCCAUCGGCUGGUGGUGGUGAACGAAGCCGACAGCAUCGUGGGCAUCAUUUCCCUGUCGGACAUCCUGCAGGCGCUGAUCCUCACCCCGCCAGGUGCCAAACAGAAGGAGCCGGACGCUGAAUGACCGCGGGACGGGAGCGCCCUUACAGGACUUGAGCGAAGGCUCUGGGUCACGCUUUGCCUCACCCACACUGACCGCCACAGGAGAGAGCCAGAGGGCCGAGGACGGGUGUCAGGGCUUAGCGACGGCUGUUCUUUCCAGUGAUGUUGCAACUAAGCGUUUUAAAAAAAAAAAAAAAGAUUGUGUGUGUUUGAAGAGUCAGGCCCGCAUCGUCAAGGCUGUCUGCGGGCCUCUGUCUGAAAGAUUUCAAAUGCCGUACGUCUAAUUAAAGUGCGCUGUGUCCUGAAACGUUUAUCACUUUUCUUUCCGAGAAUCCAUGGUAUGGGGACAGGGAACGUGACAGACAUAAGGCGAGCGUGUGGCAUAUUCAGACCUAGUGCCUUCUGUCAGGACAGCGACACGGCCCCGCUCCUGCCGGGGACCGCGUGUGCGUGUGCGAAACGACACGGCUGGCGUGUGCGAGUCUUUGAACCUUCACCAAACCAGUUUCUUUUUCGUUAGAUUUGUCAAGCACUUGUACCCUGAGCAUAAACGAUGACUUUAUAAGAUUCUGAGGACAGUUUUGCGUUUAAGUGUUCCGGACUGUAGCGUGAGCGAGACUGCUGCACAAGAGCUUUAUUUAUUUUCCCUUUCCUGCGAUUUUUGUACACGUCUUUCGGGGGUGAGCGUCACCGUGCCCGCGGAUAAACCGCCGGGGGUGGGGGGUCAUUUUCCACGGCAAGUGGCUCAUCAUUUAAGUCUGGGCCUGGCCAGGACAGGCGACGGCUCAGACAGCCGCCGGGUCUGCGGCGCCGGAGUUGGAAGGGCGGGCGGGCACGCAAACGCGCCCCGCCGGCCCGGAGGCAGGUGGCGGGUCCGAGGAGACCACCUGCCGGGAGGGAAGAGGCGAGUGUUUCCUUGUGUGUUGAAAUGUUAACCCGUGCUGUCUGGGCGACCGCCAACGCAGUCGCUUCUGUAAAUCUGCUGGUGGCAAAUACAGUAUUGUCACGGGAGUGAGAGAAACACGGCGUGUCCGAGUGUACGUGCUCCGGAAGUGUUCGCACUGUACAUAUGAGUAUAGUUGUUUUGUUUUGGGGUUUGUUUGUUUUUUUUUUUUUUUUCAGAUUGAAAAAUUAAAAUAAAUCUUACU